AUGCUUGAAGACGGCAGUCGGGAACUGUCUAAGCGAAAUUAUGGCAACGAUGCAAGUUUUAUGGAAGAACCGAAAUGCUGUUUUACAAGAAGAGGUAUAGAUGACUCAAGGCUAUUCUGCUGCCGAUGUGUUCACAAGCGAAGGGCUUCUCCUCUCACCUGUCUUGCGAUAUGUUUCUUGGUUCUAACUUACAACCUCCUAGGUGGCUUUCUUUUUCUUGCAAUAGAAGGCAACACAGUCACAGAGGAAACAGCAGUUGCUGCCUCAAAACCAAACCUCAGUCAGCCCCAGACUGUCAGCAACGAUAUUAGAUCGAAGACAGUCGAAAAGUUAUGGUCUAUAACUGAAGACCUAAACAUUUUGUACAAAGAGAACUGGACCAAAUUAGCUGCUAAAGAGUUAAUGGAUUUCCAAAAGGUUCUUAUAAAGAGCAUGCGCGGCGGCGUACUGUUGGACAAUAAGCUAACCUUUGAUCACGAAUCCGACUACAGAUGGACAUUUUCAAAUAGUUUCCUUUAUGCCUUGACUUUGAUCACGACGAUUGGCCAUGGAAACGUCACUCCUAAAUCAUCUGUGGGGAAAAUGGUUGCUGUGGUCUAUGCUUGCAUCGGCAUUCCCAUAAUUAUGCUGUAUCUCUCCACUAUCGGUGAAGCACUGGCCCGAAACUUCCGAGUGCUUUAUUCCAAGAUCUGCCCAUCGAGCCAGAACAGCGACAGCUUCCACACCAAAGCAGACUGUUUGAACCGACACUCUGUUCAAGGCGAGUGCAGUAAAGACAAAAGGGAGAAGUACAGUGGCGAACAACAAAAGCGGACCCCUUUUCAAGCUGCGUUAAAUUUAGAUAAUUUUAGUGGUGGCUAUCAUUGGACGUGUCGGGACCACACUCGUGUGCCAAUUAUUCUUAGUUUCUUUCUAAUCGUACUUUAUAUAGGAUUAGGCUCCUUUGUAUUCCACACGACAGAGAAAUGGGACUUCAUGGACGGAUGUUUCUUUUCAUUCGCAAGUUUGGCAACCAUAGGUUUUGGUGACUUGAAACCAGGGUUGUAUGCCAGCACCGUUUCUCCCAAGGCUGAAGAUAUAGCUGUAGGCGUGUGCUGCAUUUACAUUUUAGUGGGUAUCGUAAUAAUAGCUAUGUGUUUUAAUCUCAUACAAGAAGACAUGAGUACGAUGUUAAAGAAAUUUACGACAUUAUGUACGGGAACUGCGAAAUCUCGAGCCGUGCACAGCGUGGAGAAGAUAUGCGAUGAUAAAAUACCUAUGUCAAUUGUUUCCUGACAUAAAGACACGGCCGACGCGGGGCCGUCUGCUAGUUUCCCGACUUGCACUGAAAAACGCCAGCAGGUGACCUUCAAAAUAGACGGAUCGAACCCGACCAAGUUCAAUAGUCUUCCAAGGCGGAAAUCUUCGAACUACGGUGAGGAGAGCUUCCAACGGAACACGCCUGUGCGACGGUCAGCGGGUCACGCGGAGAAGUGCGUCGAGUAUUUUGUUCCGAGAAGUCUGAGUGAAUUUAAUCUGAGUGGAACUGGAGGCGACCUAUACGAUUUGGCGCCGUUUAGUGGUAAAAGUCAUGAGGCAAAAUCGAGUGUUAAAAAUAGAGAUAAAAUGGUGACGUUUGAGGAUGACAGACCGCCGAGCAAAGCUUUGGCGGAUGACGUUUUUAUGUGACAACGACGAACGCUGAAGAUAGUCGU
Molecule: messenger RNA, 1694 nt
Organism: Bombyx mandarina (wild silkworm)
Lineage: Eukaryota; Metazoa; Arthropoda; Insecta; Lepidoptera; Bombycidae
Product: TWiK family of potassium channels protein 18
Biological process (GO): potassium ion transmembrane transport; stabilization of membrane potential
Cellular component (GO): plasma membrane
Molecular function (GO): outward rectifier potassium channel activity; potassium ion leak channel activity
Source: RefSeq, a predicted model, not a curated record